AUGUCUUCGCCAACUGUCGUCUCAGCCCCGGGGAAGGUUUUAGCCGCGGGAGGCUACCUAGUCCUUGAUCCAGCACACUCCGGGCUGGUGAUCGCCACGUCUGCGCGUUUCUACACCGCGAUCUCCGUUCCUAGUUCUCCGGCGCCCCGCACGAUCCGUGUGCGCUCUCCGCAGUUCGAGGAUGCGACGUGGGUAUACACUGUGUUUGAGACUGGAGAGGUAGAACAGAGUUCCCCUGGCGCCCCGAACAAGUUCGUACAACUCGCUCUAGCACAGACACUCAAGCUCGCACGCGAGUACGGCACCGGCAGUGAAGCAUUGCAACGUGGUUUGGACAUCACAAUUGCAGGAGACAACGAUUUCUAUUCGCAACGCGACCAGUUGAAAGCUCUGAGCCUUCCGCCAACAGUCGCGUCCCUCUCGCACAUCCCUCCCUUCGUGCCUACACACUCGACACUCAAAGAUGUAGCCAAGACCGGCAUGGGAUCCUCCGCGGCUCUCAUCACCUCCCUCACCUCCGCUCUACUUAUUCGCCUCGGCGUUCUAUCGGCGUCCGACUUGCAGGUGGAGAAUGGUAGGGAACAAGCGCACAAUCUCGCGCAGUUCGUACAUUGUUUCGCGCAAGGGAAGGUCGGGAGUGGAUUCGACGUUGCGAGUGCUGUGUUCGGAAGUCAACUUUAUACGAGGUUCAGGCCGGCUGUACUUGCGCCGUUGAUGGACGAUCCUAAAUUGUCACUCGCUGCAGCGCUUGCCCCUCGCGCUCCUGGCUGGGAUCACAAAGUUGUUCCUUUCGCCCUCCCACCCUCUACCCGCUUACUACUCGCCGACGUCCACAUGGGUUCCAACACACCCCUCCUCGUCGGCCAAGUCCUCAAAUGGCGCGCAGCGAACCCGGAAGAAUCAACCACGCGCUGGGCUGCCAUCGACGCGCGCAACACGGCUUUGGCUACCUCUCUGUCACAGCUGUCGAAGUUGCAUAAGGAGAAGCCGGAGGUGUAUGAGAGUGCUAUCAAGCUCGCGGCUGGACGUAGUGCGAGUGAUUGGGCGUCGGUUGCGGCGGGGAAAGGCGGCGAAGAGGGCAAAGUGAUCAAGGUGCUCGCGGAAGCGCAUACAGCCGCGGAGUCCGUUCGUACGGCUAUGCGUGCACUAGGCACUGCGUGCGGUGUGGACAUUGAGCCAGCGCAGCAGACGGAGUUGCUGGACGCCAGUUGCGCGUUGCCCGGUGUACUCGGUGGUGGUGUACCCGGCGCGGGAGGGUUCGAUGCAAUCUGGCUACUGUUGCUUGACCCGACGGAGGAAGGGAAGGUCGUGCUGGAUGGCGUGGAGAAGCUGUGGGGUGAGAGGGAAGGCGUCACACCGUUAAGAUGCAGUGAGAGCGACAAGGCCGGUGUGCAGGUUGAGGAUCUGGGAGAUGUUCCGGGACUCAAGGCGCUCGUGGACGCGCCAUGGUAG
Peniophora sp. CBMAI 1063 is the source of this 1452-nucleotide messenger RNA. NCBI's taxonomy places the organism in Eukaryota, Fungi, Basidiomycota, Agaricomycetes, Russulales, Peniophoraceae. The record is from the annotation of a GenBank genome assembly.